Effrenium voratum is the source of this 1209-nucleotide messenger RNA. The record is from the annotation of a GenBank genome assembly. Lineage: Eukaryota; Dinophyceae; Suessiales; Symbiodiniaceae.
AUGGUGGUGAGUGAUGGUCAGGUCUUGAUGGAGCCGCCGGAGGACAUGCACUUCACCGCGGCCAAGCUGUGCCUCGGGAAGUCUCCGACUGGCAGCGCGCAUGGCGCGCAUGGCGCGUGGCAAGGCACGGGGUACCUGAGCUCCGCGCUGGGCAUCGUCUUCCUGCAGCUGACGGUCGCGUGGUGCCUGUACAGCACCAUGGGCAAUGCCCACGGGGCCUGCGCCACCUCGGAGGACUGCGGGAGAGCGAUGUGGUGCACGGUCUCGCGGCAUCCCAGGACCUCGUCCGGAGGCAUGUGCCUUGGAUGCGGCUUUCGCGACGCUUACAAGAAGGACCUGGCGAACCAAUUCUGCCAUGCGAAUGGGACCGUGUUGAGCAGCGCGCGUGCGGCGGAUUUGCAGCUUGCGGUGGAGGAACCGGAUUCGCUAGGCAACCCGCAGUCGAUUUAUAUAAUACUGACCAUGGCCGAUGUGGAGGCCUUGUGUGCGGAUUGUACCAGCCCCCGCGGUUUCAUGCCUCAGCUGGCCGAGAUGAAUAUCAAGGCGAUAGGCUUGCGUGAGGGCGUGAUGUACGCACUGGUGGCGGCCGCUUCGGCACUCUGCAUCAUGGAGGAAUCGCUUGCACUCUUCAAGACACUGCUCUACCUCCACCGCGUGCAACCCCCGGAGGAUAGGAGAGACGGGCUGUGGAGGCUCAAGCGCCGGGCUUUGCUGCUGCUCCAGACGGCCAGGGUAUUCACUUUGGCGAGCGUGCUCGUGUGCGUGCCUCUGUUCAUCCUUUUCGACUCCGCGGACGGCGUCUCGAUUCUCCUCAACACGGUGGCGUGCUUGUUCAUCCUGGAGCUGGACAACUUGGCAUUUGCCUACGGGGUGCGGGAGCUGCAGCGGACCGAGAUCCUGGAGCCCUUCACGUGCUCGCUGGCGGAUGCGACCAAUGUGGAGCGCGCCAAGGAGCUCCUGGCUGUUGCCUCUCUUCUGGGCAUCAGCUUGGUGGGCCUGGGCCGCAACAUGGAGGGCAGUUACCUGGUUCUCCCAUGGGCGCUGGUCAUAGUCGCCUGCACCUUAGGUGAGGCGCUACUUACUUGCUGCAAAGGCAGGCCGUCGAUAGGGGCGUGCUGCUUCAUCCUUGUGCGCACGAGCUUGAUGUUUGUGCUGACCCUUUUCUACCCGCUCAUCUUCUCGGGAGGGACGUGGUGGAUACCGUACUAA